AUGACUGAAGAAGAUAGAAAACUCACUGUAGAGACGGAAACAGUUGAGGCGCCCGUGGCAAAUAAUCUUUUACUGUCAAAUAGUAAUAAUGUAAUAGUUACGAACCCUACUAUUCCCUCUGCAUCCACUUCCACAUCUCCGCUGCACAGGGAGAUAAUUGAUGAUUCCAGCAUUGCCAGCAAUGCUGUCAACAAUGUUUUGGAGCAUAAUAUGUCCACGAUAGAUGCCAAUAUAAUGGAUUCUGAUGCCACGUCACAUAAUCCGGAUCAUUGGCACCCGGACAUAAAUAGGACGGGCACGUCGAUGUCAACGAGCGAUAUCCCAAUGGAUUUGCACUUGGAACACAUCCCUUCUCUUUCAUCGAGUAAUAAUAAUAGCAACAAUGCCUUAAUCAACCAUAAUCCUCUGUCAUCUCAUCCUUCUAACCCCUCAUCUUCGCUGCGCAAUAAGAAGAGCUCCUUGCUAGUGGCGUCGAAUCCUGCGUUUGCUUCAGAUAUCGAACUAUCGAAAAAAAAGGCCCCGCUCAUCUCCAAUAAUAUGCCUGCAAGCAACGCCGCUCUCUAUCAGACGGCAAGGUCAGCGAAUAUUCAUGGUCUGUCUUCGGCAUCGGCAACCAAGGCCAUUAGAAAAUCUUCGGCUUUCUCGAAUAACACAGCUCCCAGCACGAGUAAUAACAUUGGUUCAAACACGCCUCCUGCCCCCCUUUUACCGCUUCCUUCACUCUCCCAACAAAAUAAGCCAAAAAUAAUAGAGAGGCCCAUGAUGCACGUCACUAAUUCAAGAGAAAUACUCUUGGGCGAAAACCUGUUAGACGAUACGAAAACAAAAAGUGCCCUUGCCAACUCAACGUCUCUUGACGAAGACUUAACGGUGAAUGAUGAUUCACAUCUACCGAACCGCUCAAACCCAGAUAACGAAAACAACGAUAAGCUGAGGAAAAAUAACAAUAAGAACAAUAGUGAUAAUAAUGACAAUAACAAUAGUAACAAUAAUAAUAAUGAUAAUAAUAAUAACUGUAGCAAAAGUAGUCAUGGCAACAGUGAUCGUAACGAUGAGCCUAAUAAAGUAUUAACGGCAUCUGCGAAGACCGCGCCUUCAACUGCCUCCUUGGCCAGUGCUGAAAAUGCAGGAGCCCUCGCUGCUAAUACUUCCACCAAUAGUAAGAACAAUAAUAGCGGCAACAUUAACAGUAAUAAUAAAAAGAAAACUAACAACGAUAGCACUAGAAAUAGCAACAAUAAUGCAACCAAUAAAACCGCCAAUGGUGAUAUCAAGAAGGCCAGUGCCGACUCUACUGUCUCUAAUUCUAACAACAACACAACAACUGAUGAUUCACAUGACAGUAACUUAGAAAAACCAACAAAAGCAGAUUUUUUCGCUGCAAGGUUGGCGACUGCUGUGGGUGAAAAUGAGAUUAGUGAUUCGGAGGAGACUUUUGUUUAUGAAUCCGCAGCUAAUUCAACGAAGAAUCUCAUUUAUCCUGAUUCCUCCAAUCAGCAACAGCAACAACAGCACCCGCAGCAACAACAGCAAGAACACCCGCAGCAACAACAGCAAGAACAACAGCAACAACAGCAACAACAACAACAACAACAACAGCAACAGCAACAAAAUCAUGGCAUAACUACAAAGAUGAGUGCCCCACUGUUAAACAAUAACAAAAAGUUAUUAAGCAGGCUCAAAAACUCGAGACAUAUAAGUACAGGUGCCAUACUGAAUAAUUCAAUUGCAACUAUAAGUACAAAUUCUAACUUAAACUCUAAUAUGAUGCUGAAUAACAGCAACAUGGCGUUGAGUCACAGUCAUUUGGAUGACUUGAGCAGCAUAAAACAACAGCAACAGCAACAGCACUUGCCAAUGGACGUUCAAUCGGUAGAUUCUUACACUUCCGAUAAUCCAGAUGCCAAUAUUAUUGCCAAGUCACCUGACAAAAGGUCGAGCUUACUAUCCUUGUCUAAAGUUUCUCCACACCUGCUUUCAUCCACAUCAAGUAAUGGUAACACGAUAUCAUGCCCUAAUGUAGCCACAGGUUCUCAGGACUUGGAAUUAAAUAAUGACAUCUCAACUAAGAAAUCAUUCUCCAAUUCUACCUUAAGACACUCUUCCGCUAAUAGAAAUUCGACUUAUGGCGACAAUAAGAGGCCUCUUAGGACAACGGUGUCCAAGAUAUUCGAUUCGAAUCCAAAUGGAGCUACGUUACGAAGGUACUCUGGGGUACCAGAUCACGUUAAUUUGGAAGACUACAUUGAACAGUCACAUAAUUAUCCAACAAUGCAAAAUAGCGUCAAAAAAGAUGAAAUUUACAACAGUAGGAGUAACAAGUUUCCCCAUGGUUUGAAUUUUAAUAACGAUCACAACGUUAUUGAGGAAGAAAAUAAUGGUGGGGCGGCCAGUUCAAACCGACCGCAGCACACUAACCUUCAGCAUGAGUUUAUUCCAGAAGACAAUGAAAGCGAUGAGAACGAUAUUCACUCCAUGUUUUAUUACAACCAUAAGAAUGAUUUAGAGACGAAACCUUUAAUAUCUGAUUAUGGCGAAGAUGAAGACGUAGACGAUUUUGAUCGUCAAAAUGCUACUUUCAAUAGCUAUUAUGGCUCAGCAUCCAACGCUCACGAACUGUCGUCACAUGGCAGAAUGCCAUCAAGAUCAAAUAACGACUAUUAUGAUUUUAUGGCUGGCAAUAAUAUUGGUAAUGACAAUCAAGUGAAUGAGUAUACCCCGUUAAGGACAAAACGUAUCCAAAGACAUUUAUCAAGGGCAAAUAAUAGCAUGAGGAAUGGCAGCAUACAUGGGAAUGGAAACGAUGAUGUUGCCCAUCCAAAUGUCAAUAACAGUGAUAUCGUCGGUUACUCACCACACAAUUUUUAUUCAAGGAAAUCUCCCCUUGUAAAGGUAAAGAAUUUCCUUUAUUUUGCAUUUGUGAUAUCAUCACUAUUGAUGACUGGGUUCAUUCUUGGAUUUUUGUUAGCCACGAACAAAGAAUUACAAGAUGUAGAUGUGGUAAUCAUGGAUAAUGUAAUUUCAAGUUCAGAUGAACUCAUUUUCGAUAUCACAGUAAGCGCAUUCAAUCCUGGGUUCUUUAGUAUAAGUGUUUCACAAGUCGAUUUGGACAUUUUUGCGAAAAGCUCCUUUUUGAAAUGUGAUUCUAACGGUGAUUGUACCGUAGUAGAACAGGAACGGAAAAUCUUACAAAUGACUACAAACCCUUCGCUAGUAGACGAGACUAUCGAAAACGACGUUAGCACUGGGAACGUAGAGACGGUGUUACUGGGAACUGUCAAAACACUAGAAACACCACUAAAGUUUCAGGGUGGUGCAUUCAACAGGAACUACGAUGUAUCUGUAUCGAGCGUCAAGCUUCUAAAUCCUGGAUCCUGUGAAGCCAAGCAUGAAAACGACGACGAUGACGACGAUAAUGGUGAUGGUGGUGAUGAUGGUGAUGGUGAUGAUGAUAAAAGUAUUCGCAGUGUCAAAGAGAGACAACACAAAAGUAAAACAAAUGUCAAAGAUGAUAAAGAGGAUGAUACUAAAAAGUGGAAGCUACUAAUCAAGCACGACUACGAAUUGAUAGUCCGUGGCAGCAUGAAGUACGAAGUGCCCUUCUUCAACAAACAGAAAUCCACGGCUAUACAAAAAAACUCCAUGGUACAUCCUGGUAAGAAGUAA
Messenger RNA from Saccharomyces kudriavzevii IFO 1802, 3666 nucleotides. RefSeq names its product Vac7p (gene VAC7). Lineage: Eukaryota; Fungi; Ascomycota; Saccharomycetes; Saccharomycetales; Saccharomycetaceae. The coding region runs from base 1 to 3666 and encodes 1221 amino acids. Gene Ontology annotation, cellular component: PAS complex; fungal-type vacuole membrane. Gene Ontology annotation, biological process: vacuole inheritance; protein localization to vacuolar membrane; positive regulation of phosphatidylinositol biosynthetic process. The record is from RefSeq and is a predicted model, not a curated record. The transcript has a single exon.